Molecule: messenger RNA, 360 nt
Organism: Haemonchus placei
Lineage: Eukaryota; Metazoa; Nematoda; Chromadorea; Rhabditida; Trichostrongylidae
Source: the annotation of a GenBank genome assembly
AUGGACGAAGAAGGUCGCGUCCUUAUGGUUCGCGAGCAGCGCCGCGAACUCAAGUGGAAGUUUCCUGGUGGCUCGGCUGAACCAAAUGAGGAUUUGCUUAAGACGGCUGAGAGAAAGGUUAAGCAAAAAACUGGAGUUGUCGCUGAAGGCGAAGCCAUCAUCUCUCUGGGAGACGAGGUCAACUCAAAGCCAAGACAUGAGUUCUUCGACCACCAUCGCAAUAUUUGGCUGGCCUACCUAGAAUCUCUGGAGGAUGUCGUUGGAGAAGAGUCGUAUGAAGCCACCAAGAGAGACGUCACUCCGAAGAUGUUCAAUUUUUCCUGUGAGCCUGUUCCAGCAGCCUUUCCGAGAACCGAAUGA